This is a messenger RNA of Limanda limanda (common dab), 2136 nucleotides long. It is a transcript of the gene prkd4, whose product is annotated as protein kinase D4. Gene Ontology annotation, biological process: protein phosphorylation. Gene Ontology annotation, molecular function: ATP binding; protein serine/threonine kinase activity. The coding region runs from base 16 to 2136 and encodes 706 amino acids. Lineage: Eukaryota; Metazoa; Chordata; Actinopteri; Pleuronectiformes; Pleuronectidae. The transcript is spliced from 14 exons. The record is from RefSeq and is a predicted model, not a curated record.
GCCUCCGUGACGGAGAUGAGGCUCCGCCCCCACUCCCUGGUGGUGCAGUCCUACCGGAGCCCCACCUUCUGUCACCACUGUGGCGAGAUGCUGUGGGGCCUGGUGCGUCAGGGCCUGCGAUGUGACGGCUGUGGGCUGGACUUCCACAAGCGCUGCGCCUUCCUGUUGCCUAGCAACUGCAGCCGGGCCCGACGCCAGGUCAGCACCAGCCUGUCCCUGUUCCCCCCCCGACGGCCCCGGGGCCACUCCCUCUCCCACCAGGCGGGGGGGGGCAGCCUGGAGGAGAUCAGCACCACCCGGCCCUCGUCCAGACCCCCGUCCUGGGCCGAGCCCCCCGUGUGGCUGGGGGUGGGCGGGGGGGUGGGCGGGGGGGUGCAGGUGCCUCACACCUUCCACAUCCACAGCUUCACCAAACCCACCGUGUGCCGGGUCUGCAUGAGGCUGCUGAGGGGGCUGUUCAGGCAGGGGCUGCAGUGCUCGGACUGCAGGUUCAACUGCCACCGGCGCUGUGAGCCUCAGGUCCCGAGGGCGUGUCCUGGCGAGAAGAGCCACGCCCACGGUGAAGAAUCCUCAGCAGCUGGUCACAGCGGUCCACCAGACCCAGAGGACGAUGAGGUCAUCAGCACGCCACUCGUCUCUGAUGACGACAUGUCCUCCGACGGCGACUCCCCCGCCGACACCAAGGAGGCGGAGCAAGGGCGAGAACCAAUGAGCCCGUGCUUCAGCAGCAACAUCCCUCUGAUGCGUCUGGUGCAGUCGCUGCAUCACAGGAAGAGGAGGGGCGGGGGGGGGGUGCUGAGGGAGGGCUGGCUGCUGCACCACACCAGCACCGACGCCAUGAGGAAACGCCAUUACUGGAUCCUGGACAGGAAGUGCAUCACGCUGUACCCGAGUGAGAGCAGCACCAAGUACUACAAAGAGAUCCCUCUGUGUGAGGUGCUGCAGGUCCGAGGCUCCGCCCAGCUUGCCACGCCUCUGGCCCCAGGAGACCACGCCCACUCCUUCGAGGUGGUGACGGCCUUGCUGGUGUACUGCGUGGUGGCCGGGGAGGAGGGGCCUGCGUGGGAGGACGCCAUCCACCAGGGCCUGAUGCCCGUGGAGAGCAGAGGAGGAGGAGGGGGGGGCGGCAGCGAGGAGGAGGAGGAGGCUCACAGCCUCUGUUCUCGUGUGUUUCAGGACGUCAGCUCCGUGUACCAGAUCUUCACCGAUGAGGUUCUGGGCUCGGGUCAGUUCGGAGUCGUGUACCGAGGAACUCACAGGAAGUCCGGGCGACCAGUCGCCAUCAAGGUCAUCGACAAGACGCGUUUUCCCACCAAACAAGAGACGCAGCUGAGGAACGAAGUUUCCAUCCUUCAGAACCUGUCGCACAACGGCGUGGUUGUGUUGGAGCGGAUGUUCGAGACCGUCCAGUACGUCUUCGUGGUCAUGGAGAAGCUCCACGGAGACAUGCUGGAGAUGAUCCUGUCCAAUGAGAAGGGACGACUCCCUGAACGCAACACGCGCUUCCUGGUGGUGCAGAUCCUUGAGGCCCUGCGUUACCUGCACCUCAAACACAUCGCCCACUGUGACCUGAAGCCGGAGAACGUGCUGCUGGCGUCGGCCGAGCCCCUCCCCCAGGUGAAGCUGUGCGACUUCGGCUACGCACGCCUCAUCAGCGAGAAGUCCUUCCGCCGCACGGUGGUGGGCACGCCGGCCUACCUGGCGCCCGAGGUCAUCAGCAGCAGCGGCUACAACCGCUCGCUGGACAUGUGGUCGGUGGGCGUGGUCAUGUACGUGAGCCUGAGCGGGACGUUCCCCUUCAACGAGGACGAGGACAUCAAGCAGCAGAUCACCAACGCCAGCUUCAUGUAUCCACGGCAACCGUGGGCCUCCGUCUCACUGGAGGCUGUGAGUCUGAUCAACAACCUGCUGCGGGUGUCUCUCAGACAGAGGUUCAGUGUGGGACGAGCUCUGGCACACCCCUGGCUGCAGGACUUCCAGCUGUGGUGCGACCUGCGGGCGUUCGAGCAGAGGCUGGGCUGCAGGUACCUGACCCACCGGGGGGACGAGGAGCGCUGGAUCCGCUCGGCCCGGGAGAGAGGCCUGGACUUCCCCCCCCACCUCCUCUGGGAGCCGGACGACGACCCUGACAUGUGA